Messenger RNA from Hevea brasiliensis (rubber tree), 2211 nucleotides. RefSeq names its product RNA polymerase sigma factor sigF, chloroplastic. Gene Ontology annotation, molecular function: DNA-binding transcription factor activity. Bases 292 to 1950 code for a protein of 552 amino acids. The transcript is spliced from 9 exons. Lineage: Eukaryota; Viridiplantae; Streptophyta; Magnoliopsida; Malpighiales; Euphorbiaceae. The record is from RefSeq and is a predicted model, not a curated record. Gene Ontology annotation, biological process: regulation of DNA-templated transcription; DNA-templated transcription initiation.
AGGCCCAAGCGUUUUGUUAUGGGCUGGGGUAAAGAGCCCCCAAGAAAAGGGCGGAGCAGAUAAUGGUAGUUGAAGAAGCGGCACAACCUGAUCCUAUGUUCUACUGUGAGCGGAUGUGUAUCGCCCAUUCUGAGAAGUGAAAAUUGUCUGUGCGAGCUUGCUCUGUUCUAUCAUCUUCCCAAAGAGCACAUGAAGUGUGAAUUCAAUGACAACAUCUCAGAAGACCAACACCUAGUUGGAGCACAUUCAGUGAGAUUAUAAACUCAUUCAUAACAUUAUAUUUGUUAUCAAAUGGAUGCUGGAAGGACUUUGCUUUCUUCUACCCCAUCAUUUCCUCGAAGAACCCACCUCAAGAAUUGUGUCUUUUCUCCUGUUCCUGCAGUUACUCCUGUUCCAACCACUUCUAUAGCUCGAAAUUUUCCUACUUCAGUUCUUUUGCAAGAGCAGCGUGAUGAGUUUAGGCGUCUCCUGAACAUUGUCAAGGAAGAUAGAAUUUCUCAGACAACAGUGGAUAGAAGACAGAUGGAAAUUGGGACCUCAGUCCAUGAAGGGAACAGUGCUUUGGAUCAAUUGGUGCUGGAAUCCAAGUAUUGCUCACUUGGUUGGCCCAAAUUUUGGAAUUUAAUACCUCCUUCACAAACAGCGCAAAUUCCAUCCUGGUCAUUGACUAUGCAGUCUGUCACAGCCAAUACUGACAAGCUUCUGGCUGUUGAACCAUUUAUUGUGAUUGACCUUGCUAAAAAAGCGUUGUCUGCUUCAAAAGAAGCAGCAUUAUUAGCUGAGAAAUGCACUAAUCUCGAUGAUGUAGUUUCUACUAGCUUGAGGUCCACGUGUUCAUCUAAUUUCUCUAUUGGGGAGGUGAAAACUGUUAGGUCAACACGUCAUUUAGGGAGGCAGUCUAAAAAUCGGAGGGUGCCAAAAGCAAAAGAUAUGUUUCAUGAGCCUUAUAAUGCUAGAAAGGCUGAUGUACAAAAAAGGAUAAAUGAAGGAUUUGAUCCAAAGGAUCCACUUCGGUUAUUUUUGUGGGGUCCUGAAACAAAACAACUUUUGACUGCUAAAGAGGAGUCUGAAUUGAUUGCUCAAGUACAGGAUUUAAUGAGGUUGGAGAAGGUGAAAAAAAGUCUUCAGUUUCAAUUUGGCCGUGAACCAUCCAUGGUUGAGUGGGCUGAUGUUGUUGGACUUAGUUGUUCAGUCUUGCAGUCACAACUUCAUGCUGGUAACAGCAGCCGAGAAAAGCUGAUUAAUGCAAAUUUACGGAUGGUAGUUCAUAUUGCUAAACAGUAUCAGGGCCGUGGUCUCAGCCUUCAGGACUUAAUGCAGGAAGGAAGCAUGGGUCUUAUGAAAAGCAUUGAGAAAUUCAAACCACAAGUUGGCUGCCGAUUUGCCACUUAUGCAUAUUGGUGGAUAAGGCAGACUGUAAGGAAGGCCAUAUUUCAGAAUUCUAGGACGAUUCGUUUACCGGAGAAUGUCUAUAAUAUCUUGGGCAAAGUAAUGGAAGCAAAGAGGUCAUAUAUUCAGGAAGGAAAUCAUAAUCCAACCAAAGAAGAAUUAGCAAAACGUACUGGAAUUACAAUUGAUAAGUUGGAAAGGCUGUUUUUUAUGGCAAGAAUGCCACUAUCAAUGCAACAAACUGUCUGGGCGGACCAAGAUACUACUUUCCAGGAAAUAACUGCAGACGCUGAAAUUGAGAUCCCAGAUGUGAGUGCAGCAAAACAAUUGAUGAGACAACAUGUUCGCGGGCUCCUGAACAUUCUCAACCUAAAGGAAAGGCAGAUAAUCAGGCUAAGAUAUGGCAUUGAAGAUGGCAAACAAAAAUCACUAUCCGAAAUUGGUAAUGUGUUUGGAUUGUCUAAGGAAAGGGUGCGGCAAUUAGAAAGCCGAGCAUUAUAUAAGCUCAAGCAAUGUCUUGGUAGCCACGGACUCGAGGCAUAUGCAGAUUUACUUGUUUAGAUGUAAUGACCUUCAAGUUCUGUGACAUUUUCAAGCACAACUUGGUGAGACCCUAAUUAAAAUUAGCAAUACUCUGCCUUUUGAAGCCUUUAAAGUGACCUUGGAAUAUAUGUAAUAGAAACUUUGGACUAGCCUAGAUUAGGUUAUUGAUGCUUAGCAAUUCUGAUUUUGUAGUAGAAGCUGAAUGCUUAUUCUUUGAUUAACUCUCUAUUUCUUUGUUAAUACAUUCCUACAUCUUAAAUGGUGGCUUUGAGUUUCUCA